Molecule: messenger RNA, 1749 nt
Organism: Tachyglossus aculeatus (Australian echidna)
Lineage: Eukaryota; Metazoa; Chordata; Mammalia; Monotremata; Tachyglossidae
Exons: 2
Coding region: 1-1749 (582 amino acids)
Cellular component (GO): cytoplasm
Source: RefSeq, a predicted model, not a curated record
AUGGCCGGGCUCCCCGCAGCUUCCACCAUGCAAACAGCCCAGCUCGGAGCCCCGAGCAGGGACCAAGUUUUUGCGGACUAUAUCAGCUACUACCGAGCUAGGGGGUUGGAGGGUGAACUCGGGGUCUGCAAGCAAGCGGCGCUCAGAGAGCAAGCCAGACAAUUCCUGGCCUGCGCUUCCCACCUGCCCAACGGGUCGCCAAGGUUUCACUUAUCCAGUCUGGUGGAGAGUUGCUGCUUAGGUGGGGCAACGGACCGGGAAAGGCAAACCUGCCGCAGGGUGGUCCAGGCGCUGGAGUUCCUGGAGCUGAUCUGUGUCAACCUGUUUCUUUCCCCUUGGAGAAGUGAAAUCAAAUCACUCAAGACGUUUACGGGAACCUUUGUGUACUCCGUUCGAUCCGGCCUUCCCAGAAACCUGGCGGAAAUGGUCCUGGAGAAGCUGGGCUAUGCUGCCAUCACAGCGACAGAAUUCUCGUUGGUCAGGAAGAUCGAGGAGGAGGAGGCCAAGCAGAUCGCAUUUGAGAUGUUUCUUGCCAGAAUGGAGUGUGAAAUCUUCCUGGAAGAGAGCAGCGAGUGUCAUCCCACGGAGCUGUGGGAAGAGGUCCAAACAGGUGGCAGGCGGGACCUGGAGGGCAUGCCGAUGCCAGGGAAACCCGACCCUCCCCAAAGGAGCCGCGGGGGCAGCCCCGGGAUCCCCGGAGGAGAGAGUGGGGAGGGGUCAGCCCAGAGCCCAGCUGGGUUCUGCCCCUCCAUCAAUGCCCCUGCCGAUCGGACACCUGCCCCGGGCCCGGCUACCCACGGGUCCGGACACCUCUCUGGCCGGGUUUCGGACAGUGAGGAGUUCCUCAGCAGGUACAGUGACAUCUUCAUUGGGCAGACCCCCAUCUUCCCAGAGGACUGCUCUCCAGGCCACCAGAAGAGGCCUCUGGCCACGGGCCCUGCUGCUGCCUGUGAACGAUGCAUCCUGGCCAGGCCUGCUGCAGCCACCAGGCCCAUCGCUCCACUGCUCCUGCCGGGAGACAGCGGACCCCGGGCCCUGCCCAUGUUUGCUGAUGUUCCCUCUGGCUGGGCUCAGGCUCCAGGCCCACGCAAAGCCCUCGAGUGGCCGCCCGCAGUCGGCCACGUAGAUUCCUUUGAGGAAAAGGAGGAGGAGGAGGAGAAGGAGGAGAGGAAACAGGAGCAGGAGGAGGAGCAGGAGGUCGCCACUUCCUCCCGACUGAGCUCCCCGCCAGGCCACCAGCCUGAAGCCCCCACCCCUAGGGCUCUGUGCAGCCCCUCAGGCAGUGCCACCCUGGGUCAGGACUCCUCCAGCGAGGACAAGCUGGGGGACGUGUCCUCCUCCUUCAGCCAGCUCAACAUCAGGACAGUCAGCAACGAACAGCUUGCACAUAUGGGCAUGGAGCCCAACGGAGAGGGGAGCCCCUGCUCAGCUGAGGGAGGACCUCUGGGCCCCAGGCCUCUGCCGUCCUCCGAGCUAGCCGCCGACCUCUGCAGCCGGCGCCCUUCGGAAAGCAGACAGGGGCCCGAGGAGCCUUCUGACCUCCAGCGAGCCACUUUGGUCUCCCACCACGUUCGAGAGCCUCCCAGGGCCACCUACAUGCCCCCUGGGGCCCUGACAUCCCAAUGUGCCGGCAACACCCAACUGUCCACUGUCCCUGCAGGAGCCCGGCCUCGGCCAGAGUGCAGCGAGCCCAGCUUCAAAGUGGCAACCGCUGAUGGGGCAGGGAGAGGCACAGACGAGGGAGACUGA